AUGUAUCAGUAUUGGUAUCGACACCAGUAUCCGCAGUGGUCUAAAAAUGAUUAUCGGCGACGGGCGUGUUACAACUGUCCUAAUAACCUCACGGAUUGUGAGCGGCCACAGUGUAUUCCUGGAGACGGUGUAGUGCGUCCCAUUAUUGUGAUCAACAAGCAGAUGCCAGGACCUCUAAUUCAGGUGUGCCAAGGUGACACCAUUGUGGUCGACGUUAAAAACAACUUAUUCGAAGAUGGCAUUACGAUACACUGGCACGGCAUGACUAUGCAGGGACCCGAAAACUCUCCUGGCACUCCCUACAUGGAUGGUGUCCCAUUCCUCACACAGUGUCCUAUUCCUCCUGACACCUACUUCAGAUAUUCAUUUUAUGUUCCUGAUGCUGGCACCUACUACUACCAUUCACAUGCUGAAUUUCAGCGAGGUGAUGGCCUGUAUGGCGGCAUCAUCGUGCGUCAGCCGCCUGGGGAGGAUCCCAACUAUAACACCUAUGACUUUGAUCUUCCUCAACACACUAUAUUGGUCCAGGACUGGAUGCACAAACCAACAAUUGAAAAAUUUAUUCAUAUGGCUUAUGGGAAUGGAAGUGAGUCUCCAGAGUCAAUGUUAGUAAAUGGUCGAGGCCCUUACCAGAAUAACAAUGACUCAUCAGUCGAAGCUUCAAUUCCUUAUACAAGAUUUAAAGUCAUGUCAGGCAGCCGGUACCGUAUGCGAGUGAUCAGUAAUGCUAUACUCAGCUGUCCAAUCACAGUGGCUGUUGAUCAACACUUACUAACUCUCAUCGCAUCAGAUGGAUGGCCAAUAAUACCUAUUACUGUAAAAUCCUUCGUUAUUUAUACAGGUGAGAAAUGGGAUUUUGUGCUUCAGGCUGAUCACAAGAAAUCUGGAGCAUUCUGGAUGAGCUUCAUGGGAGGACUUGAUUGUGAAAAUUUAAAAGCUCAUCAGUUUGCUCUCUUGGUGUAUGAUGGACAUGAUGAUGUUGAUGAUCUUACAUUACCGAGUAAUAUGCCGCCCAAGCCUGAGUACACUGUAGUUCCACCUCCUGGAUUACAAGUGAAUACUUUCAACCGCGCCUGUUAUGAUGACCUAAUAUGUGUUGCUGACCUGAGGUCACCUUACCCUUUACCAGAGGACAUCAAGAUUAACAAGGCUGACAUCACUCUCUAUCUUGCAUUUAGUAUCAACUUUGUAGAUAAUAAGAACUACUACUCCAUCAAAUAUUAUGAUAUUAAUUCAGCCCGUUGGGAAGUGGUCAAGACAGCUUCUCAAGACCUCGCCUGCAGGGGCGGCUGUGUGGGUGACAGCGGUCUUAUCAGAUAA
Cherax quadricarinatus is the source of this 1320-nucleotide messenger RNA. The record is from RefSeq and is a predicted model, not a curated record. Lineage: Eukaryota; Metazoa; Arthropoda; Malacostraca; Decapoda; Parastacidae.